GACAGUCCUCCUCAGAGAGCUCAGCAGAGGUGCAGCCAGUUGCAGAGGAGAGACGAGUCAAGAGUCAUUCAUUUGCAAUUCCACCUGUUGUCCAUGAGGAGGCGGCAGAGCUCAGAGGAAACAACACAACGGAUUCUUUCUCAUCAGCCAAAUCCAAAACUCCAACUAAACAUGAUCCAGUCAGCCUCUUUCACCACUUUGGCUCCAAACCCAACACCCAUCACCCGUCACUUUCCACCACAACAGAGUUCCUAAAUGAGGUUAAGCUGGGGAACUUGGAGGAAACUCCCAGUGAGGAAUCCGAUGCCCUGAGAGAAGCUUUCCAGAGCUUGGGAUUAGGGGAAGAUCUUCAUGAGAAAUGUGAACACCUGGAGGUUGCCCUGCAGCAAACACAGGCACAACUGGAGAUUAUGGCUCAGGAGAAUGCACAGCUAAAACUACAGCUCAGAAAGGAUGCAGAGCAACAACAGAGCGCAACUAUGCAGAGGUCAUCAAAAGAAAAGAUAAUCAUGCCAUCCACCUUUGAUGGAGCUGAUCCUCUCCCAUUGUCUCCUGCCAAAGAUGACCUCGUUCAAGCUCUGAAUCAGGAAAACCGAGCCUUGGCAGAAAGGAUCCAGGAGCUGAUGGCUCACAUUGAACUCAGAGAGGAGGAGAUCAUAAAGGAGCACAAACAGCUGAGGGAGCAUAUUUUCAGGCUGGAGGAGGAUUGUGACAGGCUGGAGCAGGAGAACCAAGAGCAAGCAAGUUUGAUCUCCGAACUCACCAAGAAGACAGAGGACGACCUGAACACCAUCAUGGAGCUGCAGCAAAAGUUGGUUGAGAGUAAAGAGGAGUUGCAGCAGGGUCGAGUUCAGCUGGGAAGUGAGCGCCAUGUUGGAAAAUCAGGACGUAAUUCACAGAACAACCAAGGUGAAAACACUCUAAAAGGAGACAAAGAAGCGCUGUCGAUGUUCAGGCCGAAAACAGACAGUUUGACCACAGCCCCUUCCUUCGGACAUCAGUGCAACAAUCAGCUUGAGGUAUUACAAAACAUCUCACACAACAACCUGCCUUUUAAUUCACUAACUGGCCCGGUGGCUCUGCUCACAAACUCACUCCAGAAACUCAGAACAGAAAAAGAAGAACUGAAUGCCAGCGUCGAUUCUCUCAGAGAGCAGCAAAAAGAAGUCACGCUGUCUGUUCAGAAACAGACAGAAGAAAAACAACAGUUAACRCGCGCAGUUUGGACCCUGAAAGAGCAGAAAGAUGGCGUUUUCCUGUCUCUGUCUCGCCUCAAACAAGAGCAAGAGCCGCUGAGCAGGACAGUCUGUGGGCUGAAGGAUGAGAGAGAUCAGCUUUUGAGGUGUAUUAGUGGCCUCAAAGAAACAAAAGAGCAGCUAACUGAAUCUUUAUCUGCCCUCCAAAGAGAUAAAGAGGCAAUAACAGAAUCACUCUCAAGUGGGAAAAAAGAGAGCGAUCGAAUCAUGCAAUCGGUGCAAGGUUUACAGACGGAGGAGGACCASUUAAGCCAAACAGUGCUUCGUUUGAAAGAACAGAGGGAUAAACUAACCAAUUCUCUCAAGAAUUUGACGGAACAAAUAGAUCGAAGGCAGUUAAGUCACACGGUAAAAGAAGACUACGAGCAGCUGGUACAGUCAGUUAGCAGUUUGAAAGAAGAAAAAGAAAAAGUUGAACAUUCAAUCAGCUGCUUGGGGCAAGAGGAAAAAGAAAUAAUGCAAAACAUCUUGGCUUUAAAAGAGGAAAGACACAACCUUCAGAUUAUCCCUGUGCAAACAGAAAAAGAGAUCAAUCACAAGCAGCUGGUGGAUCCACUCUGUGCUGACGAAUGYGAGACGAGUAAUCAGAGGGGCCGUUUUAUACAGAAGCAAAAUGACCUGAUGGUGGAGACUGAAGCUUUGGGAGCAGAGUUGAAGCAAAUACAAGAGGAAGUAGACAAGAGACAUGCAGAGACCAUGAGGCUGCAAAGCAAACUUUCUCAGUCAGAAGCUCGGUGUGACGAGGCAGAGAAAAAAGCAGCUCAAGSAGCCGAACAGGUGAUCAGACUGACAGAAUCUGUUCGUCAGAUGGAAGACAUCAGGAAGGAAAACGAGAGCCUUGAAUCCCAGAUAAACGAGCUGCAGAACAAACUGACUGUUCUGCUCCGGGAGAAAACUGCAGCUUUGUCUCUGAAGGYCCAAACAAAGGAACAAUACGACAUCCUCGCUGCCCAGCUCAAAGCUAAGAGCAAAGCUCUGGAGGAGCUGAACUCGGAGUACACCGCUCUGAAACGAGGACAGGCCAGYAGGGAUGAUCUGAACACCACCCUGGUCUCCCUCAGAGCUCGAUACGAUGACAUCAGAGCCAAGUAUGAUGGCCUUCUUAAAAGAAAAAGCCAAACAGAUCUGGAUAUUGCUCCCUUAAAGGCCAAGCUGUCCUGCCUGGUGCUGAAGUGUCAGGAAAGAAACUGCUUGUUAGUUGAGAUGAUGAAGUCUGUGCAGGCACAGAGCUGCCUGGACCCCAAACUUAUCCAACAAGUGAAGCAUCUGCUCAGAGACGCUGCUCUUCAGGAAUAUGCUGCAACAUUUACACCAGGAAGCUACACGCAGACUAGAAGCUGCUGUAAUGGGCUCACACAAGAUUUUUUCUCUGUAUUUCAAGACUACACCAACAGAUUCAUACCUGAUGAGACCUGCCCAGUCGUAUCGAUCUGUGUGAACAAACAACAAAACCGAGUCUCAUCUGAAUCCAAAACUCAACACGGUGAAAGUAAAAACCAUGUUUCAAUAAGGGCCAGUGAAACUUCAACACAUCCUGGAACUGGACCUGCAGCAGCUGAAACCCUUAAGAAAAACUCACCUGAGCUGAUAUCUCCUGUUCCAGACCCUUCAGAUGUCCAGAUGUCUCCUGUUGUCCCGCCGAAAGACAGUCUGAUCACCAAUACAUCGCUGCUGUCCUCUGGACCAGUCCAAGCAAAAAGUCGACCAGAAAAGUUAGGAUUUGAGCACCUGGACGUGAAACAAAAGUCCUCAUCAGGUCCGAGCAGUUCGAGUCCCUCCUCCUCCAGCACACAAGUCGGYCCGAGCCGAAAGUUAAGUAGUCCUGAGAAGAUUAUCAACCUGCAUGAACAACUGCAGAAGACUCUGAGCAGCUUUCAGGCACCAGAGAGCAGAGGAGGAGAGCAGGAGCCCAGGAGGAGUUGCUCAGACCUAAACGUGCCCGACAAAACUUUCAAUUUUCUUCACACCCACUCUCUUCCAGUAUUAACUAAACAUGUGCCAACAGAAACAACUAAAGCUGCCGUUUCUGACAAACCAACACUUUUUAAUGUGGUCGUGUCUCGAUCUGCUGAUGUCAAAUUAAGUCCCAGCAUGUUUACGAAGCAUCGUCUAAAAGCAGACGUCUGUAAAACACCAACCACUUUGAGCUCUCCUCAAUCUCCUCUUUUCACUCUGACUCCCAGCAAAGAUGAAUCGAUUUUAACUGGUGGCACUGAGCUCACAUUAAACCUGAACCAGGCAAAGAAAAUCACUGCUGUUCACAGCAGAGCUGAUGCUGCACAUGAAGUAUCUUCUCCUCUAAUUCCUUUCACAUCUGAUGUCUCUAAUUCAAAAAGCACUCUUUCAGAUAUAACUCCAACAAACAAACCAACUGACCCCCAGUUCAACAUUUGUAAUGUUACCUCUAAAAUGAACAGCGCUGCCUUCUCUCAUCAUAGCUUCAGAUCUUGCUCUCACUCUGCUCGUUCCUCCUCGAGAUCCAUGAAGCCCACCACAGAGUCCACUUCUCUGCUGGAGAAGAUUUCAAGACUCAAACCAGAGGCUCCAGCUGAGGUUUGCUCUCUUGAAGUGAUUAAAACAGUGGGUCAGAGCAGCCUCCUGAUUGGCUGGGAGAGGCCGCCCCUUGACGAGCUGGGCUGCAGUAAUGGCACGUUUGUGUACGGAUACAGAGUUUUGGUAAACGGGGAGUUUCACAAAUCUGUCAUGAGCUCAGCAUGCACCAAGUGUAUCCUGGAAAACAUCAACCUACGUGUCCCUGUCCACAUCAGUGUCCAGACUCUGGGCUCCAAUGGUCUCCGAUCAAACAGUGUCCAAACGUUUCACAGAACAGAGCAAAGCUGAUUCAGAGGUCAGAUUAAAACGACUCUCCCUGUGCAGUUCUCAGCUAUCUAUAGCUGCAGCCCCCCUGAGGGAGCGUCCUAACCUCCACCUCUGCUGGGACGUACAGUCACUGCAGGAAGAACCGCACCAUGUGAGACUCAGGCCAACCAAUCAGAAAAGCUCGUCUCACAUGGUUUUUACCCUGAUGGUGAACAUACAGCUGAACUCUAAACCUCUAAAUCAGCACCUGAAGAUGUCAAUCAAAAUACUCAGUUAUUUUCCUGCCUCUGCAAUCAAGUUCAAUCUACACAUAAAACUUUGUUUUUUUUUCCACUUUAGAGCAACUUUGUGUUUACCCUGCAGGACCUUUUUGAAGACAUUGCCCAUCAAACAAGCAGAGUUGCAUUUAAAACCACAGUUACUGACUAUAUUUAGCAAGACUUGACAAACUGGAGGGAUUUCUGUAUGUGCUGCACACCUUUACACUGUGUGAAACACCGAGGAUCUUGUGUCAUAUUUAUUUAUCAAAGAGCCUCACUGCUGCCUCUCUGGACAACAUGAACAAUCGACCCGUUAAAGCCUUUUGGACAGAAACACAUUCUGAAUAAUGUGCUGAAGAGACUUUAUACUCAGUGGUCAGCCUAUUUUAUUUUUUAUUUUUAUACAUGAAGCCAAAUAUGUGGAAAAAUUAUGUACUCCAAAGACUAAUUUCUCUCUUCUCAUAGGUCUGCAAGAUUUAUUUAAAUACACAUUUAAGUUAUAAAAUUUGCACACAAUAAUUAGAUA
This is a messenger RNA of Austrofundulus limnaeus, 4862 nucleotides long. RefSeq lists its product as uncharacterized. The record is from RefSeq and is a predicted model, not a curated record. NCBI's taxonomy places the organism in Eukaryota, Metazoa, Chordata, Actinopteri, Cyprinodontiformes, Rivulidae.